Colias croceus (clouded yellow) is the source of this 1822-nucleotide messenger RNA. RefSeq names its product probable salivary secreted peptide. Bases 214 to 540 code for a protein of 108 amino acids. The record is from RefSeq and is a predicted model, not a curated record. NCBI's taxonomy places the organism in Eukaryota, Metazoa, Arthropoda, Insecta, Lepidoptera, Pieridae. The transcript is spliced from 2 exons.
GCAAAUUGGAAUCCAUCAAACGUGUUGUUAAUAGCGCUUAAUGGACUUUAGACUAAAUAAAAUUUAGCGAAGUGAGCGCUUCGAUUGUUUUAACAUUGCUAAGUAAACACGGUGAGGUUAUCGGGCGUCCGUAAAUAAUUAUUACAUUCGUCAUUUGUCGAUUGCUUGUCGGGUAAGCAACACGAUGUUAUUUCGAUUUGAAAUGAUACCGAUAUGCGGUUUUUAGUUCUGCUUGUUUUGUCUUCGUGUGUGUGUUUGUGUGAGAACUACGAUAUGAUUGUUGGUGACACGGUGCACAGGAAGAUGGUGUUCCAUCAGAGAGUUAAGGACUUCGCGAUACCGUUCAAGAAGCGAAUUAAAACAUUGACGUAUAAUGAUGCCGAAAAGCGAAUAAUUAAGGGAAUAGCAGCAAUAGACAAUGACUUUUCCCACGCCAGCGCUAAUAUAACAGACGGGGGGGUCGGCUAUUCACACGUCACAGUAAGAAUGAAAAGCCAACGGCAUCACCCCCUCAACUUUGAAGUCGAAAUAUAUGUCUAGACUAGACUUUUGUGUACAAACUGGAUUCUCAAUGGGCUGUGUGUGAUAGAUGUAGAAGUGACUGUCGUAUUUAGUUAACAUAUAAUGCUACGAUCAGAUUGCCGUGUGAUGUUUCAGUUAAUGUGUACCUAUACCUUCUUGUCUUAAAAGAUGGUUCAAGUAUGAUGAAAGAACGUUCGUGCAUUAUUUAAGAAAUAAUAAUAUACAAUAUUGUAUUCACGUAUUCACGAAUAAGUAGGCUAUGCGACUAGACAAUACUAUUGGUAUUUUGAUAUGUGUGGUGUAGCUAUUGUUUUCUGUGGUAUUGCUAUAAUAAUAACACUAUUUCACGAUUUAUCGUCACGUCGUUUCCAUCAAAAUAAGUGUAUGAAAUAAUUGAUAUUUUAGUCCUUAUAUUUAUUAGAAAUAGUUUUAUAGACUAGUUUUUUCCUAGCUAUGCAUCAGAAUAUCUUUCUUUAAAUAUUAUUCCUGUCUAUCUGUUAAAAUAUUUUCAAUAAUUUAUGCAUAAUAAUAAAACAUAUGUAGGUAUUAGGAUUUAGUAUUGUUUAAAUUUUCUCACCGUAUCAUUUAUUUGUAAUAACCUUUAUCCUGCAUUUUAAGAUGGCAAUUCUCAAACAAUCAGGUUUCGAAAGGAAAAGCUGAACAUAUUAAGCUUUCCGAUCAUUAUAUUAUUAUAUUUCCUUCCGAUAUGCAUGGAAAUAAGGCAUUCAAUUGUGGAAUGGACAGGGAAUUUUCUCUAACCGUAAUAUAAAUAAAUGAAUUUUGAAUUUGAUUUUUUUUGAAUUUGGAAUAUAAUUAUGUCACUCUCAAGGACGUGUGUGCUUUAUUGAUAAUUAUUAUAAGAUUCUUAUUUACAUUUUCUUUAAAAUUAAAUAAAUUUCAGUUCGAAGAAUACUAUUUUUUAACAAUUAUAAUUAUUAUCUUAAACAGUACAGUGAACGUACAAAUUUUCCUACUUUUCACAUUCAUGGAAGUAAGAUAACUUAUUUAUAAACGGAAGUUAUUAAUUUGUUUGUCACGUAACUAUUGUCUCGUCUCAAUUAUUUAUAAAUAUUAUUAUUUACUAUCUACUUUAAGAUAAUGUUUGCUAAGAAUGUGUAAAUAUUGAAUAUCUUUUGUGAGAAAAUGAAAACUACGAUACGAUUGUCACGUAUUUAGUUUAAGAUAAAUUUGUUUUGUACAGCUCAAAUAAAUUAACUUUAUGAAUGUGAGAGAUUUGGAAAGAUAGGAGGAAGAAUGGAAUGGUGUAUUGUUACUUUAAUAAAGCUAUAUAAGUGAAGAA